This is a messenger RNA of Hydractinia symbiolongicarpus, 3334 nucleotides long. Its product is annotated as kazal-type serine protease inhibitor domain-containing protein 1-like. The record is from RefSeq and is a predicted model, not a curated record. Gene Ontology annotation, cellular component: extracellular region. The transcript is spliced from 4 exons. The coding region runs from base 1703 to 2287 and encodes 194 amino acids. NCBI's taxonomy places the organism in Eukaryota, Metazoa, Cnidaria, Hydrozoa, Anthoathecata, Hydractiniidae.
GUUGCAAGUAACAUUUUGUACUUUUUAGCAUAUAUGAAUCAAAAUCUGCUUUCAUGUUGCAUGGCUAUAAUACUUACUGGAUUUUAAUACUUAUCUUUUAGACACCCACAUGCCAAAUUUUUAGGUCAUACCUUUUAGAAGCUAUAAUAUUGGCUAUUAUUCGAAACCACCGCUAAAAAUCUCUAUGAAAUCUUUAUAAUUGUGAAAAUAUAAUAACUCUAGUCAGGAUUAUCCUUCGGACUUGAAACUUACAACCCUACUUUGUUUCAUCAAGUAGAAUAUUUUGGACACGUGAUUAAUCCGAUUUCCCCAUUUUUUCGGAUUUUACAGGAAAAUCAGGAAAAACGGAUUUUCGGGUAAUGUUUGGCACCUUUUCAUGCCAUUUAUAUAAAAGCGGAAACUUUUAUUUAGCUUUUGGAAACUCCUGAAAUCGAAAUCACUCCCUCCCCCCUCACCCGGUGAUAAUAUGUUCGAAAAAGCCCGGACCGAUUUAGAUUAGCAAUUUAUAUUUUGUUGUGCGAUUGCACUCUCAUACACAAACAACAUAAAAACUUUUUUUGACUUUUUCGUCAAGAAAGAGGGAAAGGACCGAAUUGUCAUUCGUCGACGAGCCAAAACAACGCUUGCUAGGUUUACCUUUACAAAAAAGUUAUUAUGGCCAAUCUGGUUUGUUAAUUAGUUAGUUAGCUACUCUCUACAAAUUUUAACUAAUUUUUGGCUUCUUCUUUUAGCUAGCUAGAACCCUGUCUUAUGCAAAAUAAGCUUUUAUUAUUUGUAAAACUUUAGCUAGCUGGCAAGCCACAUCUAGUUGCAGUCACCACAACAUUAGCUAUAAUCAUGGUUAAAAGACAGUAUCCUUCAUCAAACUUUCUACUACUAGCUAUGUAGAAAGCUACUACAUAGUUAGUACCCCCACCCUAAGGCUAGUAUGUAGCCAUUUAUUUUCGUAGUAGAUACAUAGCUACUACCCCUACCCUAGGGCUAGUAUGCACCUAAUAUUUUCUAGCUACAUAUGUAUUUUCUACAUAGCAACUAGCUAUGUAGAAAAGCAGCAAUCCUUGGAUUUUCUGAUAUGUGACAACCCUGUAUGUCCCUGGAACGAGGUUGAUUCUGCGUCAAAAAAUAGGUAAGAACCCGCAUGGUGGUUGGAUGUGGAAAUUUUUCAUUUCCUUGGUAUCCUUCACGUAGAAAAGCUUAAUUCUUUCAAAGCUAUAUAUUUAUGGUCGAUUUACACUCAUUGGUCGUAUGUGCGAACUAAGGUAAUAUAUAUUCGCUGGGAAUCACUAAUGUCAGAAAUAUAACUACACAAAAGCAAAUUGAAAUAAGACAUUUUUAUUUCAGACUUCAUACGCCGUACUCUCACUAGUGAAUAUUUCAUUUUCUCUCAUUCUUCUGCAUUCGUUACAGUAGUUAAAUCAGGUUAACUUCCACAGCUAAUGAGAAUUUAUCAGGUUAGAGGAUACUUAGCAACAUCGAUCGUUGUCACAACAACCAAACAUGCCUACCACAAGUUCCUCGUCUGUUGUUAAUUAAGUAUAAUUAGGCUAGUUAUAUGAAUUAAUUAUGACAAUUUCGUGAAUUAAUUAUGCUAAUUAUAUAAAUGAAUUAUGCAGUAUUUAAAAUGUCAGCUGCACCAUGUUAUUAAAAAGUCAUUAUUUGAUUACAACGACAAAAGGAAGACACCAGUGAUAACAAAUGACAAAUGAAAAUUCCGUGCAGCUGUGUCAUAUCUAGUAGCCACGCUAUAUUAGAUGUCAGAUUAGAAAUGAUGCCCAACAUACACACUAAAUGUUUUCUCCUGUUUUGUUUGGUAAUUUUUGUCGAAGUUCGUGUGGCCACGACUGUUGCUUGCAAGAGAUGUAAAUGGUGGAAAUGCCCUAAAAUAUCUUCUCUUUCUUGUCCAGCUGGACAUGUAAAAGACACGUGUUUGUGUUGCUACGAAUGUGGCUUGAUGGAGGGACAAACAUGCGGGAUAGAUACACCAAGUUGUGGUACAAACCUGUUUUGUAGAAGAGAUAAACCAACAGACAAAAAUGGUAUCUGCCGUUCCAAAUAUGACAUUACAUCAUCACUCGGUUUACCUCCUUGCUACAGUCAUGCAGGAUAUAACGUUAAAGUGGAUUACCACUGUCGCUACGUGACAACGACAUUUUGCUCGAUGGAUUGUAAGAGUUGCUGUAGCCACCGUACAACCUGCAACCCAGACCCCUCAAUUUACAAAGAUGCUGACUUGUGUAAAAAGGAACAAAAGUCAAUACCUGGACUUCCGAGAAAGAUUAAAUUGUAAAUUUUGAAUACUUUGAAACUAUUAAUACCUUAAUUGUGAAAAUGUUACAGUCGCCAUUUUCGUUAUAAUGGUUUCAUUGGUGUUAGAUUGAGACCUGGGGACAAGGUUGAUAAACCACUUUCCCUUAAUUUUUGUUACACUUAUGACAACUUGACGUCAGCGCUUUUCCGAAAAGACUGGAAAUGAGGCUAAGACUUCUAUAUGGGUGAAUAACUACUUUUAUUCUGCAAAUUAUUGUUUUCGUUUUUAUAUCGAAUCAUAUCGAACUUACUUCUGUUAGUUUUCGUUUUCGGUGUAGUUUUCUCUCGAUACUUUUAGCCUUUACCGCACAUUCUAUAUUCAGGGUAAGUAAGUAAGUCGAGUUGUCGUAGGAGCAGUAAAAAUAGGUAUACCCAUAAUGCAUUUGAUCUUAAGAUAAAUAGUGAGAACGUCAUAUGGAUAUGCCCAUGAAUUGGUGGAGGUUAUGGUUAUGAUAGGCACUGAUGGUGCUCUUCAUCAUGUUUUGUUGGAGUCCUGUACGGUCUUGAACCUCCAGGUCCAAGUUCCCGAAAGUGACCUGAAAUAUUUUUAAAAAUAUUGCAAGUUACCUAUAAAGACAUGCUUUAAAUGCCUACAAAGUUAGGCUUAUUUCCAGGGCUACUUUUUUGCUUAUGAUGUAUGACUAAUGCAAAUAUCUCUGCGGUGGAGCGCGAGAAAAACUUUAAACAUAGCGCUGAAGAAACAUAAAUUUUAUGAGUAAAAAGAUGAAAGAAUUAUAUAUAUUAAUGGAGGGGCGAACAGCCGCAGCACGGCUGCUGAUUGAAAAGUCAUAAUGCCACAGAUAGAUUCAAAGACUACAAUCGUGGUCACAAUAUGUUGGGACAAGACAACGAAUUCUGCACCUCGCCACCACAAGUAUUGCGUAGGCUCGUUCUAUAUUAGAUUCACACAUCUUGAACUUGUCAAAAUUCACUUGUCAAUGUUCAGAGUGGACUUAGGUUAUUUGGUAAAUACGAAUUUCUUAUAAUGCGCUAAUUGUUGCUGACGUCAGCAAAGCCAUUAAUCACG